Corticium candelabrum is the source of this 1904-nucleotide messenger RNA. RefSeq names its product CWF19-like protein 2. The coding region runs from base 83 to 1900 and encodes 605 amino acids. NCBI's taxonomy places the organism in Eukaryota, Metazoa, Porifera, Homoscleromorpha, Homosclerophorida, Plakinidae. The transcript has a single exon. Gene Ontology annotation, cellular component: post-mRNA release spliceosomal complex. The record is from RefSeq and is a predicted model, not a curated record. Gene Ontology annotation, biological process: mRNA splicing, via spliceosome.
AAGUCAGAACUGGCCAUAGCUCGCAAAGAAGAAGAAUGUCGUCCAGUUGCUAUGGAAGCGAACUGCGCGUGCGCGAAAUCUCAUGGAGAAAGGCGAGGGUCAGGGGCCUCAAUCGGACAAAUGGAUAGCAAAGUUAGAGAAAUUGAGAAAAGAAAAGAAACUAAAGAGAGCAAGAGAACGUCAGAGAAAUGAAUCGACCGAGGAUUUACUAGACAGCAAGAAAAAGGUGAAGAAGAAGAAGAAGAGCAAGAGGAAAAGUCACCACAAAAAGGACAAGCCACGGUGGAAAAAAUCAAAGAGUUCGGAUUCUGAUUCUGUUUCUGAUACAGAUGGUGGGGGCACUUGGGUCGAGUCUGCAAACAGAGCGAGCGAAACGAAGUCUACAGAGGAAGUACGUCAGCGAGAUGCUUGGAUGCUUACUCUUAUCCCAUCUACAAAGGUCUUUCGAACAGGGAAAGACGAGGUAGAUAAAUCAGUUGAGGCGGAGUUAGAUGAGUAUGAUCCAACACAACAUGCUCUAGAGUUAAAUCAUUUCUGGAAGGACGGUGGAUCUGGCCUUCCAACAGAGCUCAAAGAUGAAAAGUCAGACCCAGAACUAGGUGGAAGCUCACCCUACAUCUCAGAAGUGACUAAAUCUGGUUGUCAUCUAGCACGCUUCACGGAGGCAAAUUCACUUGUAGUGGAGAAUCUAGUCACUGACACUGAACUAAAUAAACUGGGAGCCAGAGCAACACGAGCUGAACUGAUGGGAGAUAAUGACUUGGCUGCUAAGUUGAGAAAUCAACUGGAAGAUCUCCAGGCAAGAAAAGCAGCUCAAGACCGCAGUCAAGUGAAAUCUGUUGAGAAAGAGACUUUCCAGGAAGAAACGAUUUUACUAACUCACAGCAAUCGCUGUGGUGAUGUUCGCCCCAUGAGCUUAUCACAUAAUAGCAGUGAAAGGAGAAGACGAGGUAAGGAUCGAUCAUAUGGGAUAGAUGGGAAACGAGCUAAGUACUUUGCUGAUGAUGAUGAAUACAGCCUGCAGGAUCUAGUAAUACAAGAAAAAAGGACCAGUGCUGAUGACCUCCACAGAUCUGUGAAUAGGAUGGCAGGCCGGUAUCUAGAGAAGAUGGGAGCUGACCAUACUCUCGACGACAUGUUUGUGUCCACUGCCAGUCAAAGAGCAGCUGUGCCUGAGAACUCAGAGAGAGACAAAGCAAGAGCUUUGCAAGAACACCGACAGUUGAUAAGGAGUAAGUUGUCUAUUGAUAGCCCUGAGUUGGAGAAACAGCUUAUUGUUUGUAUUGGUAUGAAAGUGUAUCUUGCUGUUCCUUUUCAUCAGCCACUUGUGCCAGGACAUUGUCAGUUGAUUCCGACUCUUCACUAUACCUGUACUGUCAAUCUAGAUGAGGAUGUAUGGGCUGAAGUGAAAGUCUUUCGUAAAGGCCUAGUUGCAAUGUUUGCAUCUCAAUAUAAGGAUGUUAUCUUUAUUGAAAUGGCUACUCACUUGCGUCAACAACCUCAUAUGGUUCUUGACUGCAUCCCAGUGCCAAAGGACCAGGGUCAUUUAGCUCCUUUGUACUUCAAGAAGGCCAUUCUUGAAUGUGAGAGUGAAUGGGCACAGAACAAGAAAUUGAUAGACACACGACACAAGGAGUUGCGACAAUCGGUACCUCGUGGGUUUCCCUACUUCAGUGUUGAAUUUGGACUGGAUGGUGGGUAUGCGCAUGUCAUUGAGAAUGAAGCAAAUUUUCCAUUGUACUUUGGCAAGGAAAUAAUCGGAGGUAUGCUGGAGUUAGACCCGAGGUUGUGGAGGAAGCCACUGAGAGAGUCUGCAGAUCAGCAAAACCACAGAGCACAACAGAUUGGCAAGACAUGGGAGAAAUAUGACUGGACAAAGAGACUGGUGAACAAAAAGUAAUUUG